Caenorhabditis bovis is the source of this 1503-nucleotide messenger RNA. Lineage: Eukaryota; Metazoa; Nematoda; Chromadorea; Rhabditida; Rhabditidae. The record is from the annotation of a GenBank genome assembly.
AUGGAGAUCGAAAAGUCUGUUGGAUGGCCGGGGGUUGAUCGGUAUGCGCGUUCCGGUCAAGAUCGUUAUGGUGUUAUGACCCGCGUCUAUUACAAAGAUGCUCACGCCGCUAUUGUUGUCAUGGAUGCAACAAGAGAGAGAACUAUUGAAGGAGCUCUUCGUUGGAAAGCCGAUCUUGAUGAGAAAGUGACUUUAGCGGAUGGUACUCCAGUUCCUGCCAUUAUAGUGGCUAACAAGUGCGAUGUUGAAAACAGUCUAACUGAUGACAAGCUUUUGGACUUGGAGACUAGUCAUGGAUUUGUUGGAUCGUUCCGCACAUCCGCUAAAGAAAAUUUCGGAAUUGAUGAAGCCUUUAAAACUUUGGCAUCUACAAUUCUCACCAGCGAACAAGGAGGUCAAUAUGAUAUUCCAUUCCUACAUCGAGAGAGAAAUGUCAAUCUUACGGACACACCAAUGUGCCAAGCCGCUUUCAAGUCCUGCGUGAAACGUCCGUCGUGCCACACCGAAAAGAAAAUAUUCGAUGAAUGUUUCGAUGCAUCUGUGUCAGCCACGCACAUGUCAACAUCUUCAGAAACGACAACGAACGAUGGUGAUACUAAAAAACAAACUAGUUCAACCGAAAAAAAAUUCAAAUAUAACGACAUGCUGAGAUUUUUCACGGAAAAAUCAUUGAAAUUUCGCUCUGCACUUGAUCAAUGUUUCGUUCGAAGUCCGUUUGUUCCAAAAAGAACAUUCUUUGGACCAGCAAUAUUAGAUGAGGAUGCGGCGUAUGGAAGAGCUAUAUAUCAAUUUGACCUAGCAGAUAAGUUAUGGGGAUUACCUGAAUUAACAAUCACAAGACCAAGCUUGGAUACUUAUGCAGUCUGUGGCACACAUGUGUCCGGCUUACGAUUGUUUGGCAGUGGAAUAAGUAGGACAUCAUCGUCAGCAGAUCCAAAAAGUAACAACAUAACUUCGGCUUGCAUGCUGGAUGAGGACGAAUUAAAUUGCUAUAGAAAUACUUUGGACUUGAACAAUGAAUAUGUUCAACUCGUCUAUAAUCGGGAUUACACCUUAAGAAGUUGUAUUCAAGGUAUAAGGCAACAAUCAGUUUGCCGAAUGAACGAUCGGUCUCGCUUGAGAGCAUGCUUAUGUGGGGUUCGAGAGCAUUAUGAUAAUGAUAUUCAAAGCGCAAUAAUUCAAUGCAUUAAAUCAAGAUUUCCCGAGCCUCCAUCAUUGGUUGUUGAAUUAAGUAGUAGUCUUGACUCAGCUCCAAAAAAAACCAUGCAAGUUCAAGUACAACCAACACCGCUCGUUUUUGACACUCCAGGAGCUGUUAUAAAUGGCCAAUGCAUGUGUUCGUGUGAAUCCAAAAGCACAUUGACAAAAAUACAAAAAGAUGACGAGAUGCCGCCGCAAUCUAAAUCAGAAUUGUCUCCUGCUGCAAAAAUAAAGCAGAAUUCUCCGCGUUUAAUGAUGCCUGCAGACGCAGCUGGAAAAGUGUUUUGGAACGGUCGUUCAUAA